This is a messenger RNA of Colletotrichum chrysophilum, 155 nucleotides long. RefSeq lists its product as uncharacterized. Lineage: Eukaryota; Fungi; Ascomycota; Sordariomycetes; Glomerellales; Glomerellaceae. The annotation marks the transcript as partial. The record is from RefSeq and is a predicted model, not a curated record. The transcript has a single exon.
AUGCAGUUCAACGCUAUUCUCCUCACCCUCGGCCUGUUGAGCGCCACUGCUUCCGCUGAGACCAUUCUCGGAUGCUGGAACGGCCGAUUCACCUGCGCCGGCGCUUGUAUCAACAAGGGCGAGUGCAAAGAAAUCCAGAGCAGCGACAACGCCUG